CGAUACUACAUUAGAAGAUUGGAAUGAAGAAAAGCCUGAGGAAUUUGAUGCGCAUACAGUUACUGCACCCACGAUUGGCCUUUUUUAUAAAGGACAGUCGUAUUGGUCAUCUUAUGAAAUGUCAUUCCAAAAAAUUGCCGAGGAAAGAAAAUGGCACUUGUCUUCAGGAAGAAAUGUGGAAGACGUCCUCUAUGCGUACGCGUCGAAAUUGGAAUAUGAGCAGCCAGCACAUUCUUUUAUUAUAGACACAUCAGAUAAUAAUAUCAAAAAUUUAUUUACGAAAACCGAAUGGGAGGAAGUUAUAGGCACUAAUAAGAAAACUGCACCAGCUAUUGACAAGGUUCUUGUAGAGCAUUUACUGAGUUACAAGAAAAAGUCCCCCUUAGAAAUGCGAACACAUAUUAUGAAACCCUGGUUAAACACAACAUAUAAUAGAGAAGAACAUUUUGACUUUCAAUAUAUACAUCAAGUUUUUUCUCAUCUGCUGGACGAAUAUGAGUCAUCGAAGAAUCGAUUGAUGCAACCACAUGCAGAGGGGUGGUAUGCAAUCAAUGUUUGGAGCAUAUUGAUUGAUAAAACAUUCUUAAACAUUCCUGAUAUAGAACUUGUUCGUGGUGAGACGUGUAGCGUUGCAUCAAGCAACCGAAAGAACGAUGACGAGAUGUACAGGAUAAAGGGUCAGAGAAAGGCACUUGGACAUCGUAUUGAUGGUAUUUUUCAAAAUACAGUCAACGACUAUGAAUAUGGAGGAAUUGAAGUCGCGAAAACGUGUCAAGGCCCACAUGAUAGGAAAUAUUUAGGCAACUCCUUGAAACUCACGAAACUCCUGAAAGAUAUAUUCCAUCAACAAUCAAGUAUUGUUGACUAUGAUGAAACGGUAGUUAAAAAAAUAGAGAUGGUUGGCUUGUUACAUUCACGCCUUCAGUUGCAACAGUUCCUGAUGGAUUUCGGAGGUGGUUCGUGUUUGCGCCUCAGAAAAGAAACAACUAGAAAUAUUCCUCUGCAUCUUGGUGACGUAAUGGAGCUUAUCAGCACAGUUAUAUCUAUUCUUCAAGCAAAACUCCGAAUCCAACGUUGUAUUGGAGUGUUAAAAAACGAACCUGAGGAUGAAUUAUUCUUACAUGAAAUUACCAACCUCCUUCGCGUCCUUCUACUCCACCUAGAACUGUACACCUUGCCUGACUAG
Molecule: messenger RNA, 1186 nt
Organism: Dentiscutata heterogama
Lineage: Eukaryota; Fungi; Glomeromycota; Glomeromycetes; Diversisporales; Gigasporaceae
Source: the annotation of a GenBank genome assembly